UCACAACAAAGCAAGAAAGAAAAAGAAAAAUGUACAACCAAAACAGGUUUUUCCAGUUUGAAUUCUGUUCCAGUUUUAGUAUGCUCCUCUUAUCUACAUUGUUGCAUUACCGCAUACUUGAUGUGCACUUGAAGGGAACGGUGCUAAAAAAAUAAUUAUCCAACAAGGGUCAUCUGAUAAGAGCAACAGAUCAGAGAUCAAUCGACGUUUGUCAGCCUACAAUUCUACAGACCUAUCGCGUAUUUCCAAAGUUUCGAUCCUUCAGGAAAUGACGAGUCGCGGUGAUAUCUGUUCUACUGAAGGCCUUAUGUCAGCCUGGCAACUUCGUGAUUAUGGCGGAAUUGAAAGUUUGGAACUAGUGAAAGAUUUGCCUAUCCCAAAGAUUACUUCAUCGAAAGAUGUACUAGUAGAAAUAAAGGCUGCAUCUGUCAAUGUUUUAGAUGCCUGGAUGCCAGAUGGAUAUGGUAAAGUGGUGUUUGAACAAUUGUUUCGAGCUCACCUACCUGUCACUUUGGGCCGAGACUUUGCUGGAAUCGUCAGGGAAGUCGGCAAAGGGGUGACUGAGUUGAAGCCAGGCGAUGAAUGCAUGGGUGUCAUUCCACCACAGAGUGGUACAGGAUCCCAUGCCCAGUUUUUGGUUGUUUCAUCCUCUUUGGUGGUAAUGAAACCUACCAACUUGACAAUGGUUGAGGCAGCUUCCAUUCCAUAUGCUGGGUUGACUGCAUGGGCUGGUCUGAGAAGUACAGGUGGUCUGGCAGAAGUAUCAAAUGGGAAACAGGUUCUUAUUAUGGGAGCUGCAGGUGGGAUUGGAUCAAUUGCUACACAGCUGUGUAAGCUUUGGGGAUCAAAGGUUGUUGCAACAUGUGCCACUGAUGCUGUUCCACUCAUCCAAAAUUUGGGAUCUGAUUUCAUAGUUGACUACAAAUCCCCCGAUGCGGACUCUACAUUGCGAAGUUUUGGAGGUUUCGACCUCAUCCUGGACUGUACUGGCAAGUGGGACGGUUACGACUUCAAGUUGUUGAAAACGUGCGCCAAUGCCAAAUAUCUUACUCUUGUUCCCCCCAUAUUAAAUAAUUUCAAUGAUUAUGGCGUGAUUGGUGGAAUUUUCAAGACAAUUUACGAUCUCAUCGCGGCUAAUGCAUCACUUAUUCUGAGAUUCAAAACUCUUCGAUGGGUGGUGUUUUCACCGAAUUCAUCUGCCUUGCGAAAACUUCGAGACUACGCUCAAAACGACCAGCUUAAACCAUUGAUUGAUAGCGUUUUCACUUUCGAUCAGCUGAAACAGGCCUAUCAUAAAAUGAAGUCUGGCCACGCGAGAGGUAAGAUUGUGAUUCAGAUGGCGUAACGUGAAAGCCUUCUCGGUAUUUGUUAAAUUUUUCUAUAUUCUAUUUUGAAACGGAAAUAAAACUGACGUUUACGGGAAA
Daphnia carinata is the source of this 1424-nucleotide messenger RNA. RefSeq names its product reticulon-4-interacting protein 1, mitochondrial-like. The coding region runs from base 269 to 1345 and encodes 358 amino acids. The transcript has 5 exons. The record is from RefSeq and is a predicted model, not a curated record. Gene Ontology annotation, cellular component: mitochondrion. NCBI's taxonomy places the organism in Eukaryota, Metazoa, Arthropoda, Branchiopoda, Diplostraca, Daphniidae. Gene Ontology annotation, molecular function: zinc ion binding; oxidoreductase activity.